AUCUUGCGCACAAGUCGCACUAGCGAUGAUGAGCGUUGAUGCUGGCUGAUGUGAGCGAUCUGCCGGUCACGAGCUGCCGAUGUACUGGUGACGAUGCACGAGACCGACGCGUCGUUGAACGUAAAUUCUACGGCGACUGACAAACCUGCGACAGCACUUUCACUCGGCGACAAGUCGGGCCAGCAUGUCAGGCCAGACAGCUCAUGGUCAAGCCAGCACUGCGCUAGACGGUCCUCUGUCGACUCUGUCACUGUCGAGCAACAACAAGUCAGCACUGAGCAAUAGCACUCGACUGCCACUCGGAUCCAUCUCGAACCAGUACGACCAGGGCAACAAUGGCUUCGUCCUGCCUGCUCUGGGCACACAACUCAAGCCUAUCUUCGUAGGCAACGGCAGACCUGCAGAUGUACGGAAUGGAACGACGGCAUUGGCCGUCAAUCGACUCUCGACAACAACGCAGAUCAAGCUACCCCAUGUGCCCUUCCAGCCCAAGCCGCCAAGCUCCUUCAUGCCCAGACCGCCCGUCUCUGCUUUCUCAGUAUCUACGUCUGCUCUGCCAAGUUUGCCUCCGCCAAUAGCGCCAGUGGCGAGCAAAACACAGAUGAGCGCUAGUCAAGGCGCAAGGAUGCCCUCAAUGGCGAGCAGUCAUACGACGACCAUGGCUGCUGCGACCGCCGCUGCGAGACAAAUCGACAUUGGUGGAUACGAUGGCGGACUUGAGCGAGACGAUGCAGCGCUAGCUAUGUCCCAGACGAGCAGAUUAUCACUCAGGCAGAGCACAGUCCUAUCUGUCGACAGUCAUGCCCAUGCUAGCCCUGCUGAACGAUGGUCACUCUCCUCAUUCGAUAUGGGUAAAUCACUUGGAAAAGGCAAGUUCGGACGGGUCUACAUGGUCAGAACAAAGAAAGAGCCCAAAUUCAUCCUCGCGCUCAAGUGUCUCUACAAAGCCGAGCUCAUCGGCCAUCGCGUCGAGAUCCAGCUUCGCAGAGAGAUCGAGAUCCAGCAGAAUCUACGGCAUCCGAACAUACUCAGACUGUAUGGCUACUUCCACGACGAGAAGCGUGUCUUCCUCAUGCUCGAAUUUGCUGCCAAGGGCGAACUCUACAAGCAGCUUUCGCGACAUGGUAGAUUCGGCGAAAAAAGGAGCAGUCGCUACAUUGCUCAGAUGGCAGAUGCGCUCAGCUAUUUGCAUAGCAAGCAUAUCAUCCAUCGCGAUAUCAAACCGGAGAAUCUCUUGCUUGGCAUCAACGGCGAGCUCAAAAUUGGUGACUUUGGCUGGAGUGUGCACGCGCCAUCGGACAGGCGUACGACGAUGUGCGGCACGCUCGACUACCUGCCGCCGGAAAUGUGCGAGGGCAAGCCGCAUACCCAUGCAGUCGAUCUAUGGGCCAUUGGUGUCUUAACCUAUGAGUUUCUCACCGGAUCGCCGCCCUUUGAGGAGAUGGCGGGCACUUCGGCGACGCACAAGAGGAUUUGUGCGGUCAAGUACACCGUUCCUGCGCAUGUGUCAGAAGAGGCCCGCGAUCUCAUUGGCAAGUUGCUACAGUACCGACCUGAGGAUCGUUUGCCGCUGCACAAAGUCGCUGUGCAUCCAUGGAUUCAGAAAUGGUCACAAGCGAGCAAGAGAGCAGCAACGGGAUCAGGCGCCUAGAUGUCGUUUGUAUGUACAUGCAUGUCACAACAACAAUGGCAAGCGUCAA
Messenger RNA from Mixia osmundae IAM 14324, 1700 nucleotides. RefSeq lists its product as uncharacterized. The transcript has 4 exons. The record is from RefSeq and is a predicted model, not a curated record. Gene Ontology annotation, cellular component: spindle midzone; spindle microtubule; chromosome passenger complex. The coding region runs from base 185 to 1651 and encodes 488 amino acids. Gene Ontology annotation, molecular function: protein kinase activity; ATP binding. Gene Ontology annotation, biological process: regulation of cytokinesis; protein phosphorylation; mitotic spindle organization. NCBI's taxonomy places the organism in Eukaryota, Fungi, Basidiomycota, Mixiomycetes, Mixiales, Mixiaceae.